Messenger RNA from Caenorhabditis sp. 36 PRJEB53466, 393 nucleotides. Lineage: Eukaryota; Metazoa; Nematoda; Chromadorea; Rhabditida; Rhabditidae. The record is from the annotation of a GenBank genome assembly.
AUGAACAACGACAUGGAUCAAUUGACAAACAUGGGAUGCGAUUGGCACGCCGCCAAUUAUCCCGCUUUCAACGAACUUGUAGGUCAACAUUUUUUAAUUCAUAAGAACACUUUAUUUUUCAGCCCUACGAACAGCGAGCGGUGAGUUGUCGGUUCGAUUUCGAAAAAAUCAAAUAUAUGCGGUUUCAUGCAGCAGAAAAAAGGUAUUUAGGCUAUGGGAUGCACGACGGCAACGCCGUUCUACGUUACCGUCUGGUUCAUCGUCCUGGUAAUCUUUUUGGUUUUGUCCGUUUGCGCAUCCGGAAUCGCCGCCUUCGCCUUCUUCUAUUGCAAUCGCAAGAGGAACGUGAUGGGAAUGGGAUCCGGAAGUCAUGGCAACCUCACCGUCGUCUAG